Molecule: messenger RNA, 3848 nt
Organism: Blastomyces dermatitidis ER-3
Lineage: Eukaryota; Fungi; Ascomycota; Eurotiomycetes; Onygenales; Ajellomycetaceae
Exons: 1
Coding region: 842-2785 (647 amino acids)
Cellular component (GO): mitochondrion
Source: RefSeq, a predicted model, not a curated record
CAAUAUCAUCUCCGCCAAAAGUUCGCGCAAAGCGCGGUGGAGCAGCCUCCUCUCCGAGAAACAACGACCCAUCCCAUUUCUGGCCUCCAACAAGUAUGUCCCCCAUCUUAAGAUCACCGGAAACCCGAAUUCUUUUCGCUUGCGCAGCAGCCUUUUGAGCUUCAUAUUGCUCAUCAGCUUUGCGCUUUGCUAUCUCGCUAUCGGCUGCCAAUCCAGCAAGCCGUGAGGACGUUCUUCGCGGUACUGGCGCUUCAUUCUCUUUCUUGACACGUUUUGCCGGAGUCUUUUUAGUAGACUGUGACACCGGCCUGGAGGAUUUAGUAGAAGAACCUUUGGUAAAUAGUCCGGAGGAUUGAGCUUCCUGAGUAAGCUUUUUCAAAAGCGCAUCACGCUCCGCGAUAUUGGCUGCGCGCUGCUUUUCGAAAUCGGACAACUCUGGGACGGAUUCCGUGUGGGGCAUAGCUCAAAUAAGUAAUAAUAACAAGCGUUACAGAAAGGAGAAUACGGCUAAAGGACCAAGCAACGGCCUCGAGAGGUCCCGGAUAUCUCGAUGGAGACACCACACUGUUCAAUGCUCGCUCUGGAGUUUUCGCGAUUCCAAGGUUCGUAUCCGUCAAACUCAGAACUCAGUCAAUAAACGCGCGUAGAGCGGUCGCGCAAGCACAUGAUCUCAUCUCCUUUGUUCCUGUUUAGGUAUAGUUCAUAAGAUAAUCAUGUGAUAUCGCUCCUGUAUCAAAAUUCGAUCCUGUUAUCUUCUCUCCGUCGACAACAGGAAACCUGCAAGGGAGCUUGCAAGGGAACUAGAAUAAGUUAGUUGUGGCAGAAUUUCAUCUUUAUAACCAUGGUUGGGAAUUUACACCGGGGAUUUGUCCCAUAUCAGAGUGAUGGCUUUUUUCUUUCGUUUCUGUAUCAUACUCGAACUCUGACCAGACCAGUUCUCCGAUAUAAAUCGUCGCCGUUCACACUCUCACAGCCCACAUCUCCUCCCGCUUCCAGGAGAUUAUAUCAGUCACGUCUCGUCCAAUUUAAGAAUCGAAAUAGCGAAUGCGCUUUCCCAGCACCAGACACAUGGACCACUCCGAAGUCGCAAGACGACUCACCGGGUGACAUUUCCUCCUCCCAUCAAUUCUCUGAUCCGCUCUCGCAAUCUAGCUCUGAGAAAAGUAGCGACAAAGAUCGAGACUGGGACCUACUUGCUUCCGCUCUUGAUACUUUAAAGUCCUCUUCGAAUGCCAAAAGCGAUGCCUCGCCGGGGUAUUCCCAUUUUUCGGAGGUGGUCACUCAUGAAAAGCCAUCCUCGAUAUUUUCUCGUCCGGGUGGUGGCACGUUGGCCGGUAUGAUACCCACUACACAGAAAGAUACAGCGCGGACCCCGGACCUACAAAAGGCUAGGGUGACAUUGGAAGACCCUGCCCCUUCUAAAGAGUCGGACCCAAUCGAGAGAACCCCCGACUGGGCUCGUAUGGGCGAUAGACAUCGAAGUAGUUAUGGGUCUGAGAUCAAGUUAGGAACUGCCAAAGCCGGUAAAUCUGCGCCUCUCACGAAAAUAGCUGCUAGUGAACGGGCUAGACCCAAAACAUGGCAAGAGAAUACCAUGUCUCGUCAGAGCACGGAUGAACCCCUCGGCGUGCGAAGCAUCGAACGGGCUCCCUUAGAAAAGGCAAUCCAUAUUCCUUUUGAGAAGGCUGUUAGGAGACGGAAAGACAAUCCAGAAAACUGGCAGGAGGUUGACAUGCCAGAUCGCAAUACAGACGGAGAACAAACCCUUCGAUACCAGGGGAAAGUUUAUGGUUUUGCUGCUGGUGAUAAAGAUGAAGUAGUAUCCGGUAUGGGUGCAUUUGGACCAGGUAAACUCGCCAGGGAAGUAGGAAACCGGGCAAUCAAGCAAAUAAGCGCUGAACUGGAUGAUUGUAUAUCGAGCGGGAAGGGAGACAUUGGAAUCUGGGACGUGUGCGAAGAGCACAUAUUCGCAAUGCUGAAGCUUUUUUCCGUUGAAGACGAAGUCAUAACGUCUACUAUGCCCCGGUAUGGGACUGCAACACAACGUAUGCGCCGGGCGGAUAAGCGCAAUUCUCAGAAACAUCACGCGAAAACUGACAUGGAAUCAGAAGCGGCCAGCCUUAAUAAUUCGCCAUCCAGUAAUCCUCUAUAUAUCCCUCCUGGUAUACCCCGGAAACCCUUUGUUUUGCACGCCUUUCCCGCAACCCUCCUCUACGCUCUGCGUCUACUUCAUUCUCAUUUCCCCAUGUCAGAAAUAACAAUACAGAUGCAUGCUGCCAUCAAAGCUCGCGGGCGCAUCGCCCGUCUUCUCGCGUCAGACACAGAGAUCUUUAACGAAUUAAUAUCCUAUCAUUGGCAUGUCCACAACAACCUUCCGCAGGUGAAUUCACUUUUACAAGAGAUGGAGGACAACGGAGCUACAAUUUCUAGCCGUACAAUAGAGCUGCUUGAUGAGAUAUUCACUCAGAAACGAGAAGAGCGGCUACUGGGCGGAUCUUCAGCGACUGCUCUUGUCAAAGGAACCCCAUGGGCCUUCGACCCCGCACUUCGUGCAUACAAGGACUUCGUCGGCAUAAAGGGACAGUUUGAAGGCUUGUUUUCCAAAGUUAAGAGACUGCGCAGAUUUGAGGGCCAUAAAUCUAAAAUAACGGAAAAGAUGCACAGGAAGUUGCCGGUGGAUAUCAAAGGGUCAGCUAGCUCAGAAUAUUCACGUCUGCAUAGACGUCGCAGGAACUUCAUGCCAUAUAUCGAAGAUGAUGCAGAGGAGUGGGAAAUUCGGAAAUGAUACUAUUUCGGGCUUUGCUUUUAACAUCUUUGCGGUGGCCCACGUUGCCCAAUUAAUUACUUCUGUCCUCUUAUUUAUUUUUGGUGCACGGCAUAGAUAUGACUUCAAGUCAGGACAGGAACGCGACGGAAAAACUCCACUUGAUUUAUAAUUAUUGUGCUACAUAUUUAUCCUUCUGUAACCAAGAUAUACAAUAUGCCUCCGACGUUUUAGAGACAUUUUGUUGGGCUUGCCAUCUCUUAUCCUCUUUGUGGCCUUCAACAACAAUUAAAACAUGGUAAAAAGCAACAAGGAUGAAAGUUCCAGCAGAAGAACAGGCACCGAAUGACUCCUUUUAUCUUACAUGGUAAUUAAUAUACAUUCUACAAAGAACGGCAUUAACCCUGCGUUCAUCCUUGCUAGUCUACCAUUUCUCCCCCGCUUAAUUGCGAGAAAAUCACCAUAUUGCCUCAUACCUUCAUUCCCCAACUCCUCCCCACUCCAACAACACUACCCGCGACAAACCCCAAGUACCGCUUAGCUUCGCUUAGAGUCCUAGUAACAGAGUUGACAUCGCUGAGUUGCCGUUCGACAAAUGCCUUCGUCGCGCUGAAGCCCGGGGAAGUAUCCUCUAUCAUAAAAACGUCGGCGCUGGCAUAAACAGUCGCGACGGCGAGUCUCUUUGUGUACCACGAAGAGUCCACGGAGUUGUCGUUGGCCAGAUAGAGGAUGUCAGAGGAGAGCGCAUAUAGCUCAGAAAUUGACGGGACAAUAUUAAAGGGUAGAGACAUGGUUGCUAACGCCUGUGUUUGGUUGUGAUGUUAGUCGAACUCCACCAAUAUAGCAAUAUAAAAGGCCUAUAUAAUCGAGGAUAUAUAAGAUGAGAAGGCACUCACAUCCUGCCAAUGCUCGAUUAUCUUCUCGUUCAUCUUUAAUCUCUCCAAUAUCAAUACCAACACUUUCUCCUCCACGCUUAACCUUCCUGCUUCUCCACCUUCAGUUGUCCUAAAAAGUUCUCCGCUCUUGGCUUUCUGCCUUAACAUACCUCUCCGACUUCCCAACCAGUAGGUUAUAAGCGCAAUCU